Pipistrellus kuhlii (Kuhl's pipistrelle) is the source of this 686-nucleotide messenger RNA. RefSeq names its product FXYD domain containing ion transport regulator 3 (gene FXYD3). The coding region runs from base 192 to 497 and encodes 101 amino acids. Gene Ontology annotation, molecular function: sodium channel regulator activity. Lineage: Eukaryota; Metazoa; Chordata; Mammalia; Chiroptera; Vespertilionidae. Gene Ontology annotation, cellular component: membrane. Gene Ontology annotation, biological process: regulation of sodium ion transmembrane transporter activity. The record is from RefSeq and is a predicted model, not a curated record. The transcript is spliced from 9 exons.
GGGCGUGGCAGCUGCAGAUAAAGGCAGGACUCAGGCGGAAGUGACCGUCCACACUGCCUGGGGAGCCACGCUGGGUGAUUCACUUCAAGCCUCAAGUCUGUGUCCAGUGAGUGAUUAUUGCUGCUGCCCAUCAGGUCUGAGAUCUCACCUAGCCCCCACUUCACUCCCCAGCUCUUGUCUCUCAGCCUUCAAUGCCAGCCUUCCCACCCUGGGGUGAGGCCAGCUCCAUCAUGCAGCAAGUGGCCCUGAGCCUGCUCCUCCUCCUCGCAGGCCUGCCUGCCCUGGAUGCCAACGACCCGGAAGAUAAAGACAGUCCUUUUUACUACGACUGGCACAGCCUCCGAGUCGGAGGGCUCAUCUGUGCAGGGGUCCUGUGCGCCAUGGGCAUCAUCGUCGUUCUGAGUGGGAAAUGCAAAUGCAAGUUUGGCCAGAAGCCCAGCCACCGACCGGGGGACGCCCCACCACUAGUCACUCCAGGCUCUGCCCAUAACUGUUGAGGAUGGAUCCACGAAAGAACACAGAGGGCCUCUCUCUGUCUCCACGUCCUGGUCUGCAUAGGAACCUAACUCCAGGAUGGAAUUCCCCUCCUGUCCUCAAGACUGCCUUUCCAGACCCCACCUCACUGUCACUGUAAGGUCCUUUUGUUCACAGUUUGAUCUAAAGUGGUCUUGCCUCCAGCCCAAGCA